Molecule: messenger RNA, 1488 nt
Organism: Vicia faba (fava bean)
Lineage: Eukaryota; Viridiplantae; Streptophyta; Magnoliopsida; Fabales; Fabaceae
Source: the annotation of a GenBank genome assembly
AUGGAAGUAUCCACCGCCCGUAACCAAACCUCCAAACGCAAGUUCGACGACACCGUUUCAUCCUCAUCCAACGCCGUCGAUCUCUCCCUUCUCGAAGCAAUCGAGAGAUCCCAAACCACCAUAGAAGCAGUCGACAACCGAACCCUAAAGAAGCUCGUCCUCUCCUUCGAACGCCGCUUGAAGGAAAACAUCGAAGCACGCCUCAAGUACCCUAACCAACCCGACCGAUUCGCGGAUUCCGAAUUGGAGCUCCACGAAGAGCUUCACAAACUCAAAGUCCUUGCCGGAGCACCAGAGCUUUACCCCGACCUUGAUUUGACUGAUGAGGACGCGCUUGACGAGAACGAUGAGCCUGCUAGGGUUUUAGUUGAUGCUAUUGUUGAUAAUAGCGCGUUAGAGCUUUUGGUGCAGAAUUUGCACCGUUUGUCGGAGUCUGAUCCUGAUGAGAAUGCUGCCAUUUAUAAUACGCUUGCUACGAUUGAGAAUUUGAUUGAGGUGAAACCUGCUGUGGCGGAGUUGGUUUGCGAGAAGACGAAGCUGUUGAAGUGGCUGUUGGGGAAGAUUAAGGUGAGGGAGUUUGAUGGGAAUAAGCAGUAUGCGUCGGAGAUUUUGGCGAUUUUGUUGCAGAGUAGUUCUGUGAAUCAGAAGAAGCUGGGGCAGAUGAAUGGUGUGGAUGUCGUGCUUCAGGCUGUGGCGAUGUAUAAGUCGAAGGAUCCUAAGAGCUCGGAUGAGGAGGAAAUGGUGGAGAAUUUGUUUGAUUGUUUGUGUUGUUUGUUGAUGCCUUUGGAGAAUAAAGAAAGGUUUGUGAAAGCGGAAGGGGUUGAGUUGAUGAUUAUUAUUAUGAAACAGAAAAAAUUGGCUUAUGCUUCUGCGAUAAGGGCUAUUGAUUUUGCAAUGACUAAUUACCCUCCUGCUUGUGAACGUUUUGUUGAUGUUUUGGGAUUGAAGACAGCUUUUGCGGCUUUUAUGGGUAAGAUUCCCAUCAGCAAGAAGAACAAGAAAGAACGGUACCAGGAGGAGUUAGAAGAGCGCAUUGUGUCUCUGGUUGCUUCAUUAUUCGGUGGUAUCUUGAGGGGCUCUAGGAGAGAAAGAUUAUUAAGUAAAUUUGUUGAAAACGAAUGCGAGAAGAUAGAUAGGCUAAUGGAACUAUACAUCAGAUAUUCGGAUAGAGUCAAAGCUGAAACUGAACGGUUGGAUCAAAUUGAGUUUGAUGAUUUGGAGAUGGAUGAAGAUGAAAAGUACAACCGCAAACUAGAAUCUGGACUUUAUACUCUUCAGCUGGUUGCUGUCAUUUUGGGUCAUAUUUGGUGUUCCGAGCAUCCACAAAUGAGAGGAAGAAUUGAGCUACUUCUCAAGCAGAACAAACUUAGUAAAAAUCACGUCAAGGAUAUACUUCAGGAAUAUCAUGACAAUAUUGGCGAUCUUGAUGGACCAGAAGAGAAGGAGCGAGCACAGACCAAGAUUCAAAAAUUUUUAACGGCGUUAUAA